AUGCCGCCAGCUACGAAGAAGCCGACUGCCGCUACAAAGUCGCCGGCUGUCAAACCCCCCGCUAAGCUGGCGACCAAGGCGGCCGCAAAGCCAAGUGCUCUGACGGGCCAAUCAGCGGCCAAAUCCCCAGUUCCCGCAUCUGUCCAGAGGAAGAAGAAGGAUAACCUGGGCGCCGGCCUGCGAUUCUCAAAGGGAAAUGUCGAGGCCCAUCCAGCCGGGCCCCCGCGAUAUGGCGAGUUGACACAGGCCGAGAGGGCUUUCACAUUGGCCUCGACCUUCUUGUCUGGCGUGUUAGCUAUCAGUGCCUCGCAGUUCCUGGGGGCGCCCCUGAAACUCAUCGACCCUCAAUUCUACGAUGGCUACAUGGCCUAUACCAAAGAAUGCUUCGCCAUCCUCAUCACCUGCCUGACCCAAUGGUGGGCCCCAACGGUUGUCCGUGUAUCUGGCGACUCUACCAUGGUCGGCCAGCUCAUCAAGCGCAAAGAUGGCUCUCUGCAGUGCAAUUUCGCUGAUCGUAUGGUCCUCAUGGCAAAUCACCAACUCUACACUGACUGGCUAUACCUGUGGUGGAUCGCCUAUACGAACAACAUGCACGGCUUCAUCUACAUUAUCCUCAAGGAGUCGUUGAAGAACAUACCCAUCAUCGGGUGGGGCGCGCAGUUUUACAAUUUCAUCUUCUUGUCGAGGAAGUGGGAAGAGGACCAGAGGACGUUCAAGAAGCACCUUUCCAAACUGAACAAGAAGGGAGAUCCUAUGUGGCUCAUCAUCUUUCCAGAAGGCACCAACCUGUCUCCGACUACCCGUGAAAAGAGCAAGGCAUGGGCGCAAAAGAAUGGACUGCAAGACAUGAAGCACCAGUUGCUUCCCCGCAGCACGGGUCUCAAGUUCUGUCUCAACGAACUCAAAGACACGACUGAUUGGCUCUAUGACUGCACCAUCGCAUACGAAGGCAUACCACCAGGACAGUACGGACAGGACAUUUUUACGCUCCGUUCCUCCUUUUUCGAAGGCCGACCACCAAAAUCAGUAAACAUGCACUGGCGCCGCUUCCGCCUCGCAGACAUACCCUACGAGAAUACACAUGCGUUCGAAGUGUGGCUCAGAAACCGAUGGCGGGAAAAGGAUUACAUGCUCGAGUACUUUAGCCGCAACAAUCGUUUUCCGGCAGAGGACUUUUGGAAAGACCAUCUGGACAUGGAUGCCAGGAGCGAGAGUAGCCGGGGAAAUGGAAACAAGUCUAUUCGGAGCGUGCCCCGGCCGGCGGUCCAGAUUGAGACGGAGGUGAAGAGCGGCAACUGGAACGAAUUCGUCAAGAUCUUUGCUCCCAUAACGUCCAUCAUGAUGGCCUUGACCGUGGCAUAUGGUGCUUCACCCGACGAUCUACCCAUACCCGGCGGCAAAGAGUUCUUUGAGAAUCACAUGAAAGCACUCUUAGGCCAAGGCGGCGGCGACAUGAAGGGCCUACCCAGCCCUGAGCAACUAGAAAAGAUGAUCGAAGGCGCCGCCCAAAUGGGAGCACAGCAAGCCGCCGAUCCAAAAGACAUGCCCCAAGUCCAACGGCUGACGCAAGAAAACCUCGCCAAGUUGGUCAAAGAAACCGCAAUCUCAAGCGGUGCCGUAAUGCCCAACGGAAUGCCCAACGGCCUGAGCCGCCCCCAUUCAGCCAUACACGGCAUACCAACAAAAACCAUGCUGACCCCCAGCGCCGCCACACCCGCCCUCAGCAAGACACAAAGCGCAGUCAACAUGUCGACUGGAGCAAAGAAACACCCCCAGCCCGCAGCCCCGAAAUCCGGCACAGCCGCCCGCGCGCCCACCGGCCCAGCAAAAAAGCCUUCUCAACAGCAGCCACAAAAGCAACCAUCGCCACCAGCCCCGAGCGGACCCAUGAAAGAAGUAAUGACCGCCUCAGGCGUCAUGAUCAAAGUGCCCCAAGCCGACGUCGAACAAGCCAAGAAAACAGGCACUCUCACCAUGAAGAACGGCGUCAAAAUCAAGAUUGACAAGCAAGACAUUGAAGAUGCUCAGCGCAAAGAUAAAACCACUUCCCUCGUCACAGCCAGUGGCGUCCCCAUUAAAAUCACGCCUGCCGGCGGGGUGCAGGUGCCCAAGAAGAUUCCCCCGACUAAAGCCGUGAAUGGUGCUACUGCUGGUGCUACUGCGCAAAAGGGAAAGAAACCCGCGCCGAAAAAACUUUAA
This is a messenger RNA of Exserohilum turcica Et28A, 2199 nucleotides long. RefSeq lists its product as uncharacterized. Bases 1 to 2199 code for a protein of 732 amino acids. The transcript is spliced from 2 exons. Gene Ontology annotation, molecular function: acyltransferase activity. The record is from RefSeq and is a predicted model, not a curated record. Gene Ontology annotation, cellular component: endomembrane system. Lineage: Eukaryota; Fungi; Ascomycota; Dothideomycetes; Pleosporales; Pleosporaceae.